GAUCCAUCUCUUUCCUCCCUCAUUCCCCAAAUCCCAAUCAACUCCAUCAACCCUCGCUCCCCCCCUCCCUCUCUCCCCAGAAACACGCUUUCCAUCCAUCCCUCAUCACUCAUCCCAUCCACUAUGUCCGACUCUGCCGACUCGUCUGAUUCCGAGGUCUACAUCCCUCGCGACCCCGUUGUCCCUCUCCCCGUCUCAGGCCCCCGCGAGCGCAAAAAGGUUGAGCGCUUUGCUGUGCCUGUUGCAGAGAAGCCCGAGAAGAAGUUGGCGAUUCCACAGGGCAAGGGUGUCAAGCUCGAGGAUAUCUCCACUGUCAGCGCCAACUUGGACAAGCUCAAGGUCAGCGACGAAACCGUCAAGGGUCUCCAUCGCUUCCUUUACGGACGCGUUGCUCCCACUAAGAGUCCCAAAAACGACAUCAAGUCCUUCCACGGUUUUGAUGAGUUAAGCGAGAAAGAGGAGGAGUCCUACGAGGAGAAGCUCGGAAAAUGGACCGUCGGUGGUCUUCGUGAACUUAUCGAGUUGUUCAACCUCGAGGAGGGCGGUGACAAGGAUGCCUUGAUCGAGCGUUUGAUGGUCUUCUUCAAGAAGCCCGCUGACUCGGGUCUUAUUCCUCGCGCCCAGAAGGCCGCCCAGGAGGCCAAGGAAAAGAAGGUCCAGAAACAGGCCAUCAAGAAGGCCAAGUUGGCAGCCAAGGCCAAGAAGCUCGCCGAGCUUAAGGCUAAGAAGGCCGAGGCCAAGAAGCAGCAGCUGGCCAAGAAGAAGGAGGCCGCCAAGGCCAAGGCCAGCGCCUCAAAACCCGCCACCAAGACCAGGACUACUAUCCCCAAGGUUCGUUCUCCCUUCGACAUGUACGCAAAGGAGCACCAGAAGGAGAUCAAGGAGGCUGCCCCCGACGCAUCCCGUGCCGACAUCUACAAGAAGCUCGUCGACAAGUGGGAGGCUCUCGCCGUGACCCACAAGAAGGAGUACGAGGUCAAGGCCGAUGCUGAAAACGCCAAGAACGAGGAGAAGAGGGCUAAGGCUCUCGAGGACACUAAGAAGGAGACUAAGAAAGAGAAGAAGACCACCAAGGCCGCCGAUACCACCGAGGCCAAGAAGACCAAGAAGGAGAAGUCUCCCAAGGAGAGUGCUGCCAAGGAAAAGGCCCCCAAGGAGACUGCGACUAAGGAAAAGGCCCCCAAGGAAAAGGCCACCAAGGAGAAGAAGGAGAAGGCACCCAAGGCUGAGAAGGCCGAGACGACAGAAAAGGCUCCUAAGGAGAAGAAGGAGAAGGCUGUCAAGGUUGACAAGGCUCCUAAAGAGACUGCUACCAAGGAGGCUGCCGCCAAGGAGAAGGCUCCUAAGGAGAAAGCUGCCCCCAAGGAAAAGAAGGCUGCCAAGACCGCUGCCGCCACCACCGCAACCGAGAAGGCGCCCAAGGAAAAGAAGGAGAAGGCGCCAAAAGAAAAGGCCGAGAAGGUUGAGAAGGCUGAGAAGGCUGAGAAGGCACCAAAGGAGAAGGCCGAGAAAGCGCCAAAGGAGAAGGCCGAGAAGGCACCAAAGGAGAAGACCGAGAAGGCGCCAAAGGAGAAGGUGGAGAAGGCUGAGAAGACCCCCAAGGAGAAGAAGGAGAAGGCGCCCAAGGCUGCCGCCGUUGCCUCCACAUCAACAGCCGAGGCCAAGAAGGAGCCCAAGGAGAAGAAGACCAAGGCCGCGAAGGAGGAGAAGGAGAACAAGGAGGCGGCCAAGCCCAAGAAGGCUGCCGCUGCCAAGGCCAAGGACGAGAGCCCAGAAGCCAAGCCCAAGGCCACUAAGAAGACAGCCAAGGCUGAGGCUCCUGCUGUCGCUGCUGAGUCUCCUAAGGCCAAGGCCGCCAAGGUUGAGAAGAAGACUGAGGCUGUCGCCGGCAAGAAGAGAAAGGCCGAUACCACAGAUGUCGCUGCUGCCACGACUGCCAAGAAGCCCAAGGCUAAGGCUGCGGCAGAAAAAGCAACCAAGGAGAAGUAAAUGCACCUCUCUUUUAGGGGAGAAGUAGUCAGAGGUCGAGGAGGAGAGGCAUCAGGACGAUAACGCGGAGGCAAGGAGAAGACAUGCAUUUGUACUGGGGCCAAGAAAUGCUCGAUAUUUGUAUUGAUACCAAUUAUCGCAUUCCGAUACCCAGGACAACUCAUCAACACCAGCAUGCAUUCAAACAUACAUUGGUAGCAGGGGGUGACCAUUCGCCCUCCGCGAGAUCUUAGAUGUCGGGGCUUUGCACAUAGUAUUUCUUUUUUUCUUUCUUUCUUCCUUUUCAUCUUGGCGCCAUUUUUUUUCUUUUUUUUCCCUCAUCAGUAAUUGAGUUUUUUAAUACUAUCAAAAAAAUA
Messenger RNA from Gamsiella multidivaricata, 2345 nucleotides. RefSeq lists its product as uncharacterized. Gene Ontology annotation, cellular component: nucleus. Gene Ontology annotation, biological process: regulation of double-strand break repair; chromatin organization. The record is from RefSeq and is a predicted model, not a curated record. The transcript has 9 exons. Gene Ontology annotation, molecular function: DNA binding; histone binding. Lineage: Eukaryota; Fungi; Mortierellomycota; Mortierellomycetes; Mortierellales; Mortierellaceae. The coding region runs from base 124 to 1989 and encodes 621 amino acids.